Fusarium graminearum PH-1 is the source of this 1485-nucleotide messenger RNA. RefSeq lists its product as uncharacterized. Lineage: Eukaryota; Fungi; Ascomycota; Sordariomycetes; Hypocreales; Nectriaceae. Gene Ontology annotation, biological process: mRNA pseudouridine synthesis; tRNA modification. The transcript has 2 exons. Gene Ontology annotation, cellular component: mitochondrion. Gene Ontology annotation, molecular function: RNA binding; pseudouridine synthase activity. The coding region runs from base 1 to 1485 and encodes 494 amino acids. The record is from RefSeq and is a predicted model, not a curated record.
AUGGCCACGGGUAUUAUCCGUGAGGGCGUAUUUGCCAUCAACAAACCUUGCGGUCAAAGCUCAGCCCAGGUCAUUCGCGAAUGCCAGCAGGUUUUCAACCCUUCCGAGUUUUUCAAGCCAUUGAUCCAGUCAGAAGUCGCAAAGCGCAUGAACGAGAAUAGCGGGGAGUCUGCUCGUCGCAAGGCUCUCAAGAGGGCUUCCCAAGUCAAGAUUGGCCAUGGAGGAACUCUCGAUCCUCUCGCUACCGGAGUUCUUAUCCUAGGCAUAGGAUGUGCAACAAAGGCACUACCCCAAUUCCUCGAAUGCACCAAGACAUACGAGACCACCAUUGUGUUUGGCGCCGCCACCGAUAGCUACGACAGAGUUGGUCGCAUUCUCACCAAGCGGCCCUAUGAACAUAUUACCCGCGAACUGGUCGAGAAGGAGAUUGCCUCGUUCAAAGGCCGCCAGAUUCAGAUCCCGCCGCUGUUCUCUGCCCUCAAGAUGAACGGAAAGCCCCUCUACGAGUAUGCGCGUGAGGGCAAACCUAUCCCUCGACAGAUCGAAGGCAGAGAAGUCGAUGUUAAGGAAAUUGAGAUGGUAGAGUGGUACGAGCCCGGAGAGCACAACCACCGAUGGCCCACCGAAGAGGCUGAAGCUGCGGAGCGCAACCUGGCGGAGCAGGUCUGGAGGGUCAAGAAGCAACAAGAAAGCAACAAGCCGUUGAGUCCCGAGGAAAAGCAGCAGGACGACAAAGCGAUAGCGGCGCAUGAAACUUUCAAGCGCAAUUUUGAAGAGCGCCAGGAUGCCCUUAUUAAAGAUGCGCCUUCAAAGAAAUCGCGAAAGUCAAAAGAACCUCGUAUGAUGUCGGGCGCUCUCGGAAAGCUUCCACAGCCAACCUACUCUACUAAGGGACAGAAUCUGGUUCCCGACGCACCCGACUCGAGCACCCCUCCUCCAUGGAGCGAUCAGGGCCCUCCUGCCUGCAAGGUCCGACUCACAGUCACAUCUGGAUUCUACGUCAGAAGUUUCUGCCACGACCUAGGCGCUAAGCUUGACUCAGCUGGUCUCAUGGCAGAGCUUUCACGAACCCGCCAGAAUCACUUCGAGGUUGGCAGCGAGAACUGUCUCGAGUAUGGAGACCUCGCCAAGGGUGAGAAUGUCUGGGGCCCCAAGGUUGCUGGCAUGCUUAAGAAGUGGAACGAGGGGUUGGGAGCUGGCCCUCGAGGUCCAGCCGGUCCCUCAGAGAAGUCCCAGAAGAACGAGACUAAGCGUUCCGGUUCUCCCACGCGGAAGCAGAACAAGGGUGAGAAGCGGCGACGAUCGGAAUCCCCGAACGGGGCAGGAUCACCACGUCGCAAGGCAGCAGCUCUUGAAUCCAAGCAAGAUUCCAAGCCCGUUAAAGAGCCUAUGAAGGAACCUGUGAAGGAGGCCAAGGAGGAGGCCACGCCAGACGCCGGAAACCGCUCCGAUGAUGAGAAGUCAUGGAAUGGCAUCGAAGACUGA